Gallus gallus (chicken) is the source of this 2137-nucleotide messenger RNA. It is a transcript of the gene CTNNBIP1, whose product is annotated as catenin beta interacting protein 1. Gene Ontology annotation, cellular component: cytosol; beta-catenin destruction complex; nucleus. Lineage: Eukaryota; Metazoa; Chordata; Aves; Galliformes; Phasianidae. Gene Ontology annotation, molecular function: beta-catenin binding. Gene Ontology annotation, biological process: negative regulation of Wnt signaling pathway. The record is from RefSeq and is a predicted model, not a curated record. Bases 332 to 577 code for a protein of 81 amino acids. The transcript has 6 exons.
GCCGCGGUGAGUCACGACGGAGGAGGCGGCCGCUCCUCUCCGCUCCACACGGCUCCGCUCGCCCGCGCUCACCGCCGCCCGCACCGCAGCACCGCCGGGGCCGGCCCGGCCCCGCACGCAGAACAGAUUGAAGAAAAAGCUGUUUCUGUAGCUGACCCAGCUCCUCUUGGAUUCCGUGUGGUUGUAACUAGAAAUAAUACAGUAUAUUAUAAAGGGCCAUUUCCUCAUACUUCUUUCCCCAAAUCUGUCAGUUAAUUGGGAGUGAGCACGUGGAUUAUCUGAUCUUCUGUGGUUUUUAGAAGCAGGAAAUCCAGGAGCUGGCAGGAGGGGAAUGAACCGUGAGGGCGUCCCCGGAAAGAGUCCGGAGGAGAUGUACAUUCAGCAGAAAGUGAGAGUCCUACUCAUGCUGAGGAAGAUGGGAUCAAACCUGACUGCCAGUGAAGAGGAGUUCUUGCGCACAUAUGCAGGUGUAGUGAAUAGCCAACUUAGCCAGCUGCCUCAACACUCAAUUGAUCAGGGUGCUGAGGAUGUUGUGAUGGCAUUUUCCAGGUCAGAGACAGAAGAUAGAAGACAGUAAUUACAGGACACCUGAACGACACAGAGCUGGAGAGGACAGUGUGAUUGCUGAAGAUAGAGGACGAUGGCUGAGCAUUAAUAAGUUCCUUUGCCCACCCUAAGUUUUCCAUGGUUGUCCUCCUCCUUUGUAAUUUUGCUUCCCUUUGCCCAACCCUCAGAAUGCAUCUCACAGCCAUCUGUUCCUAUAUGUUUUUGCUGCUCGGCUGGGCUGUGUUAAGUAAGGACAAACCUAAAGGUGUACUUUUGAUUGGCUCAAAGGGACAGACUGAUUGGCUAGAGGAAGACAAUUCUUAAACUUGACCAAUGAAAAUCUUUUCUCAUUUUAUUUUCUAUUCUAAAGUCUCUUGACAUCCUACUUCUAAAGAAGCUUUUCAUGCUGUGGUGCUUAUUUAGGUCAAAGUUGUGAAUUUGAAGAGGGUUUGAUUUGGCUGCGUAGAACUGGAAGCAAGUUGUGGUUGGUUGACAAUGCAAAUGCUUUAUCUUCAGUUGGCUUGCAGGUGUUUUGCUGACAUCAACAUUUUCAUUGCAGAAAGCUGAUGUUUUGGUGCGUUGGCUAUUACUUUAUCCUUACUGACUUGGGGAAAAAGACAAAUGUGCUUUGCAAUAUUUAUUACAUCUAUACAUGUAUACAUGCUUGCUUGUUUGUUUUUGUUUGUUUUUGAUUGGCUUUGAAAUGUUUUUCCUUCCCUCUUGUCUGCAGUGUUUCUGAUGCCAUCAGUUUUUCCAUACUCACCUGCUCUGUGGCCUCAAGCUCUUUUGGGAGCAUGUGUUGAAAGUGUGUUUAGUUCAGUAAGCCUACCUGUUUCAGCUGGAACAUGGAGAUCACCAGCCGUUCUGUGCUUCUGUGUGGGCUGUGCUGUGAACUCCUGGUUAAUCUGGUCGUUCAGGUGGCUUCUCUCUUUGCUUCUGACAGAGGAGCUGUAGGUAUUUUGCAGGAAUUGCAAGAAUGAGAACUAUGGCUGUGACGUGAAUUUGCCAAAUUUGUAUAGAGAAUAUGUGAACUUGUUUAAAAUACGACAUAGAGUUCCACUUUAACCUUUUAAUUGCUGCACGAGACUAGCUCUCAUACAAGGGAAAAUUAAUGAUCGUUAACUUAAAUCCAACUUUCACUGGGCUUUAUUAAACUAAGUUCCUAGUCACUUGAAAAAUUACAUGUGGUUUUGCUCCCUGAGACUGUUUGGUGAGAUGGAAAUUAUCUGGAACCCGGAUAAUAACAUUUUUUUCUAGGCACUGGUCCAAGAGGUAGCAGCACUGCAUUAAGCUGUCCAAUGGUGAGUGACAAGUGACACUCAGGUUUACUAUUUAGUAGUUGCAGGGUCUUCAGACACACACAGAUGCAUUUACAAACUUAAAAACCUGCAGUGAAAUUAGUGCACUGACUGUUCAGGAAUCUGCACGUAGACUAUCAGAAGCCUAAAAUUCCAAGCACUGCUGCCUAAAAUCUAGCACUUCAUUUCCUCUGGUGUGUGCAGGUCAUUUAUUGUACAAUACUUCCAGAUUUUCCCAUGGGUUGCACUGAUUUUAAGAUGUUUGAAAACCUAUUAAAGCAGAAAUCCACUCA